Messenger RNA from Chara braunii, 14965 nucleotides. The record is from the annotation of a GenBank genome assembly. NCBI's taxonomy places the organism in Eukaryota, Viridiplantae, Streptophyta, Charophyceae, Charales, Characeae.
GCAAGGAAGACGUCGGGGGAGAAGACGCCAUCACGGCUCGUUUGGGAACGAUGGACGGCGGCGACAUUGACGUCGGUGGGACGCUGUCGACGGCGGAGAGGGCGGCAGUUGCAGCAGCUGUUACCACGGUCCUCUUUCGUUGUCGGAUGGAGAGGACGACGGGGAGAACGGAAGCGCAGAUCCGCGCGAGGAGGAGGAGGAAGGUCACGCAGUUCAGAGCGAUGGAAGGGUUGGACACCGCCGCCAUCUGCGAGGCCCCCAUUCACGUGUGCUGCACCUUGGGUUGCAGAGCUCUUCCCAUACCAACGUCGAGGUGGUGGAUGAAAAGAAGGACGGGUCGGGCGUGGGUGGAUGAAAAGAAGGACGGGUCGGGCAACGGAGGACUACUUUCGGGACAAGCUGCACAUGUCGCCACGUGUCUUCAGAGCGAUUGCAGAAGAUCUGUCGUCGUUCCUGCACCGGCGUAGGAUGGGGAACUUUUCACAGGCCCGCCUGUGAUGCUGCCAUUCGGCGUACAGACGAACGACUACCUCUUGGGAGACAAUGGUUACCCACCAUCCGAAUGGAUAGUUGUUCCCUAUGGCUGCACUACUCAUCACCCGUCGGAGAUGAGGUUCAACAACAAGCAGAAGGCCUCAAGGGGGGCAGUUGAGAGGGUUUUCAGCACACUGAAGGGGACGUGGUGGCUGUUCCUGCGGUCACACAAGACAAACAUGGAGACGUUGCCGCAGCAGUUUCUGCCUGUCUGCAUUCUCCACAACCUGCUCAUCGACGUCGACAUCACGUUUGAUGACAAUCUAUUGUGGGAGGUGGAUGCGAACGAACGCUGGCGGUACACAGCUGCCUCGACUAUGCGUAGAGAUCAGAGGAGUCUUCGUAGAACACACAAACGGCAGACGGCUGCCUUUGACGAUGUGUGGGAGACGGCUUCCUUUCGACAUCGCAGUUGGAUUGUAGAGUUGUCGUCGUUGAAGACGUGUCACAUCAGAUGCGCGAACUUCAUAGGUGUCGCCGUAGAACACGCCGACGUGAGAGGUGUCGUCGUCGAAGACUCGGACGGCAGACGGGCGACAGGGCCUUGCGUGGAGUUCUUGGCCAAGAUGAAGGAAGAUACGGUUGCGGGCAAUGGAAUGACACACGUGGCGAGCUCGCAUAGAUUAGCGGAAGGUGGUUUGCUAGCGGCGGUCAGGCAAUGGCAGGCGCACUCAGACACAGGGCAGGUGACGAGGGAGAGCGGUCUUACGAUCCUAAGGAGUGAUGCAAGCAGAAGGAGGUCGAUAAUGAAGACUUCACGGGAGGACAGACCUCGGUCAAUUGAAAAUGACGAGGAAGGAAGGAUGCACAGAAAGAUUCUUCCGUCCGGGCAUCGACGAGAUUCUGAUCCUAUGAUGAUGCAGCGAGACGAUAGUUACUUCACAUCUGGAUCAGAUAAGGGUAAGUCAGACAAGGAUUCAAAGCCAGUGGCUCCACGCAAACGAGUGUCUAUAAUCGGUGUAGAUGAAAGAAGAAACGACCAGGAUAGGGAAGGACCUAGUGCUCGCCAUUCUCGGAGGGGAAGCAAUGCAAGUGUCAGCCCUUCAUCUGUGGACGGAGCAGUUCAUAGAGACUCACAGCUGGGCAUGCGCCUUUCAUUCCUGUCAAUGGAAAAGAGCGACAGGAAGUUCUCGGGGCAACUGGACUCGUACACAUUGGCGUUCAAAGAUCCAGAGCUGGAGGAGGCAUUCAUGGCCGAAUUCGUUGUGCGAAAUCAGCGAAGUCUUCGGCUCGGUCUUGUUAUCCUAGGCAUACUGGUUGGUGCAUACAUUUUCAUUGAUAUCAUAUCUUUUGGUUACAAGAACGUUAUAGUCAAAGUUAUUGUUGUAAGACUCUCCAUUUGUAUGCUCUGCAGCUUUAUGUAUUGGGCCACCUACAAAGACAGUUUCCAGAUAGCCAACUGGCAGCCUUUUGCCUGUUCAUGCUGCCUUUUCAUAGGCUGUCCAAUUAUACUCCUCCCCUGUUUAUACUCGCGGGUGGCCGGUGUGCAAGCUGUAUUUGCUGUUUCCACUGUCACAGUGGGCUGCCUUGGGUUGAAGUGUUACAAUGCCGCCCUGAUGGAGUUCUUCCUCUGCAGCAUCUUUGUCGCAGUGAGCAAUAACAUGCCACAGUAUGGUUCAAUCCUAGAGCCCCUGGAUCGCAGAGCGGAGACAGACACUGCAAAUCGAUUCUUGAUUGAAGUCGUCUUCUUGCUAACCCAUCUAGUUGGGGCUGCGUUUCUGAUGGAAAAGUUCAUAAGAAAGCAAUUCUACAUUCGUUGGGAGCUUAAGACUUCAGAGAAGGCAACUGCUGUGGCGGAGAAUGCGCUGUUUGCAAAAGAUCUCAAGUCUUCCUUUAUUUCGAACCUCAGCCACGAAGUGAAACACCCAAUCAUCAGCAUCCUUGCAUGUGGCGAGCUGAUGGCGGGCACUCCCAUGACUGAGGAACAGAAAGAGUAUGCUACCACAAUCCACGAGUCUGCUGUGCAGCUGUUUCAAGUUAUCGAAGACGUGCUGCACUUCUCUGAGCUUGAUGCAGGCACCUUCAAGCUCAAUCCUCAGGUUUUCAAUCUGCUGGAAAUAGUGGAGGAGGUGGUGGCAGAACAGGUAACCUUGGGGUUGUCCAAAGGUUUAGCGGUCUCAAUUAUCUACAAAUUGCCAAGCUGCAUCUUCCUUGGUGAUCCUGGUGUUGUUCUCACCGUCUUGAAACACUUGUUUGAGAAUACAGUGAAGGUCACACAGAAGGGAGAGGUCGGUAUUGUGGUGGAUAAACAUGACACCUGCAUGGGUGCUUGGAUUGUUAGGUUUGGAUGCUUUGACACUGGGCCCGGCAUUCCUGAAGAGAACCUGAAGUUUCUCUUCCAGGAGUUCACACAGGUGAGGGACACACUGAACCAAGUAAACCGUGGAUUAGGACUAGGGCUGGCUCUUGUGAAGGGGUUUGUGAACGUAAUGAAGGGAAGGGUGGGGGCGGUUACAAAUGACAUCGUUAAGCCUGGAACCCCAAUUGGAUCUGUCUUCUGGUUUGAGAUCCCUCUCAUGCCCAUACAUAAUCCAACAGACAGGGGUAUAGGUGCAUUUGUCCCGGGGACGGACGUAGGGGGACCCAAGAGCAAGGAAGAGGAAGAAGUACAUACAAAUGUCAUGACCAAAGGGAUCAAGGUACUGAGAAAAGUUGCACCGAAUGGAUGCACAAGUGUUCCUCUAGGUAUCACAGACGAGGAAGGAAACAAAAAUGACAAAUUGAAAACAAACGAUGAGUCAAACACAGAUGUUGUCGUUAACGCACCACUGUUUAUCAUCGGAAUUGCCAAGGCUCGGGUGAUUCGUACCAUGCUGAGAGUUUAUCUCUCACAGUGGCCCAAUGCCACUGUGGCUAUUGCUGCCUCUCCACAACACCUGUUCAGCACAGAGUUCUCUGGACCUGUGGGAGUUAUGAGUGACAAGAGAGAUGCCCACAGGAUUUGCUUCAUCAGUGAUAUCAAAGAAAAGGAGGAGCUGGUUCAGUUGGAUAUUGCAAAGCACAAGUUGUAUACAAUGAUCAAAAGACGGAAGCACCGAAUCACCAAGGGUGCGUACUGGGUGAUGCUGCCAAAAGAUCGGCAGAUGGCGGAUGGGAACAGUUUGAGCAGACUAGUGGCAAAAGACAUAUUUGCCAUCCUUUAUAUGCCAAUCCGAGCACAGCACUUGGCAUCUUGUAUGAGGGAUUUCUUGGAAGUGUCAGGCAAGCAUCUCAAAACUAUUCUAACUUCUUAUCCUCCAGCUCUUACAGGUCCAGUUAAGCCUGGUGAAGCAGUAGUAGACAUCCCUGAUCCGCCCAGAGCUACAAGUGUGAAAGAUUACUCAACAUUGGUCUUGGAGUACCAAAACUCCGUGUUCAUUGGACAAGAAGCGGAGAGACAAACAAUUCUGUCGUUUGAGGGUGCAUCUAGAGAGUUCCAGAGCAUAGUGUUUCGCCAGGCAGAUCCUGGUGGGGCACUUAUGAUGCCACGCCCAGUACGUAAGCUCAGCGAGGUUGAUGAGGAGGCUAUUGCAAAGGGAAGACGAUUCAAAAAAAGCUCGGCUAGUGCCUUGGAGAGCAAAGAGGAGGUAUUGAAGAAGAUUUUGUCAGUAAGGCAUGGCACGAUGCAUCUGGUGAACUUCCUGAAGGCACUUGAUAUAGAAGAUGAGGUCAUUGAAACCACUGAUAAAAAAACAGAAGGCCAAGGCGAAAAGAAGGAUAGCUCUAUUCCACCUGAUGGUACUCAGGGAACACAGUCUGGAGCUGCACAAACUGCUCCCAAACUUGGACCGGUUGCGCCGCAGCAGCAGCAGCAGAACGAAAUAAACCCCUUCCAGGCAUCCUCGACAGGGGGCACAAGCACACAUACCCGUCCAUUUGCGUUAUUAAACUCCCCAACCUUCAACUCAUCUUCCACAGUGGCUGCAGCCGCCGCGGCGGCUGCUGCUGCUGCAACGGCUGUACAACCUGGGCCCAAACUGGGGGCCACUGCACAACAACAACCACAGCAAAAUGAAAUACACCCACUGCAUGCAUCCUCCGCAGGGGGCACAAGCACACACACCCGUCCAUUUGCGUUAUUAAAUUCCCCAACCUUCAACUCAUCUUCCACAGCAACAGCAGCUGCUGCUGCGGCCGCCGCUGCUGCAGCAGUUGCAACUGCAAAUGGAUUGGCUUCCAAGUCGCCAUUGGGAACAUCACCGCUCUUACCGACUUCAGGGGCGGCAUACGACUCACCUGAGUUUGUUGAUACCCCAUUGGUAGUUAAACCUAUCCCUGGGAGUGAGUGGAAAGUGUCUACUGCUUCCCCACUUUUUCAAGAACAACCUGACGAUGCGUUGCAGAAGCCAACGAGUGAAAGUCAGAAGCAACAAGAGGAGAAGGAGGAGAUGCAGCAGCCUCAGCAGCCCCUGAACCGUGUGAGAAGACAGAUUGCAAGCACUGGAAGCGUUACUAGGCAAGCAUUUUCCGUAAGCACGGUCUCUCUCCUGCAGAAGCUUCAAGGAUCAAUGUCCUGGCGCCUUGGCGAUUCUGUCGAGCCUGUACGGGUAGUCAUGAUCAUGCUUGGGAUGCAGCUUGCCUCCUGGCCUUUCCUCAAGAGAGCCUUUGAGGAGGUGGUGGUGAGUAAGGUCAACAUAGUGCUUUGCAGUACAUGGCUUGGGGUUUUUCUAGCCCUGUGCAUCUACACCUUCAGCUCCCACUUUCAGGGAAUAAUGGCAGCGCACCCAGUUCGAUGCGAGUGGGGGUUUGCCAUCUUGAUGGUGAUGACGUUGUGGGUUGUGAUUGUCUGCUGCUACAUCCAUCCUGGCUUGGCCUCGAUGAGCAUAGAAACAUGGCUGAUUGUGUUUGCAUUGACUCUCUAUGUGAACAUCUUUUGUCGGUUCAGCGUUGCGCUGGCCGCGUCUGCGGCCAUUGCACUGAUGUAUGAGGCUGUUAUCAUUAAUCAUCAUGCUAUUACCUUUCUCGGAGACGUUGCACGCCCUCUGGUGCCUUCUGGGAUAGCUAGUCGGGAGGACAUCCGCAUCAUUGUCGUCACAUUUUUCACGUUUACGACGAUCGGGUCGUUGCUAACAACAUCAUACACUCUAGACACGACUGCAUCGAGCGAGCAGAGCCUGACCCUUGUGGUCAUGGCUGCUACAGAGGCCGCAAGGAAGGCAACUGAGGCUGAAGCUGCCAACCAAGCCACAACCCAGUUCAUUUCCAAUUUGAAUAUGGAGGUACGCACACCUCUAGCAAGCAUUAUAGGCAUGAGCGAGCUUCUCCUUUCCUCAGAACCUCCUCUAAACAUCCUCCAGGAGGACUUGGUGUUCACAGUGCAGCAAGCCAGUCAGCAACUGAGCUCGCUUGUUGAUAACGUCCUGGACGUCAAAAAAAUAGAUAAUGGGUUCAUCCAGUUACAAGAAGAAGUUAUAAAUAUUCGUGAGCAGAUCGAGGAGCGAGUGCUUUCAAUGUGCCACGUUGCAUACAAGAAGAGACUUCGUGUCAUCAUGGACAUGCGAAUUCACCACGAGUUGUUCCUUGGCGACCCUCUUCGGUUGGGCCAGAUCAUGACAAAUGUUCUUUCCAAUGCCAUCACUUUCACCAAUCAGGGAGAUAUUCUCAUCAAGGCAGAAGAGAUCCAGAGCAUGAACAAUGACCCGACUACCCCCCCCAUGCCUCCGGAUUCCGGCGGCAGAACCCGCCAGUUCAGCAUUAUCCGUGUGUCCUGCAAAGACACUGGCAUCGGCAUGUCCAAAGAGAACCUGGAAAAGGUAGUUAACACCCUGAAUAAGGUUGACGCAGAGUCCAUCUCGUUCGGCAAGCUCCGCCACAGAGGGACAGGAAUAGGGUUGACGAUCGUUAAGAGUCUGGUGUCGUUGAUGGGGGGCGCUUGCGGCAUAACGAGCGAGCUUGAUCAAGGGACGACCUUCUGGUUCACCAUGCGUCUGCCAUACAUCCAGCCCACAGACCCAGAGGCUUCUGAUCCCAAUACCCAGUCGACCCUGAGCUUCAGCUGGAAGUCGUCAAUACCAAUCAAGCUACUUCUAAUAUCACCAUCACCCACUGAGUGCGACGUGAUCAAACGCUAUGCAAUGCAGUGGGGGCACCAGUGCUCUGUGGAGGAGAACACCAUGCUGGGAGUGCAGAGACUAACGGGGAAAAGAACAUCAUUGUUGCCCUCGUCAGCGUCGAUCAAUCUCUUGUCAGGACUUAAUGCCUUGGAGAAAGAUAAUGACUCAGGCCGACCUCCUGGCGUCUUGUCCAGAGCUGGGCGUACAUCAGUGCGUUUGGGAAAGGACAACCCUCAGGCUGAUGCUGUUGAUCCAUUGUCGAUUAAGCUUAUAGUCUUGGAUGCCGAGGUUCUCUCACCCUCGGGACAAACGGAUGAUGAGAAAAUGCUUCUGCACACUGUUAAUUCUCGGAACCUGAAAAUUAUUCUCCUUGUUCGUGCCGGCAUGAGCAUUCACCAAUGGCAGCAUUUCAAUGCCUUGCCAUUCAAAAAACCAGUUGCGUUCAGUUCAUUUUUUUAUGCCCUUGAGAGCAUCAUUGGGCUAACGGAACUAGCUCCUGACACCUCUCCAACGGGUGUGCCUCAUAUGGCACCUCCAGCUGCUGCUUCUACCCCUGCUUCACCACGAAAGGAGGUAGUGGCCGUUCUCCCCCCUAGCUCUAUGGAACCUGCUCGUACGCACAGAAAAGUACGACUACUAGUUGUCGAGGACCAUGUCAUUAACCAGAGGAUCAUUAAGAACAUGUUAGAGAAAGAAGGGGUUGAUUUUCAGCUGGUCUCCAAUGGGAAGGAGGCACUAGAUGCACUUGAACCACCCAAUCAUGGGUUCGACAUCUUGUUGACCGACUGCCAAACCCCUGUCAUGGAUGGUUUUGAGGCCACAAAAGCCAUCAGAGCCAGAGAACAAGCCGAAGGAAGACCACGGAUACCCAUCAUUGCGUUGACGGCACUCGCUCUCGCUUCAGACAGGGAGCGAUGCUUUGCAGCGGGAAUGGACGACUGCUUGAUCAAGCCUCUCAAGAAGGAAGCACUUCAGAACAUGCUGGCAAAAUUUGGGCCCCAAUUAACCAGUCUUGUACUUCAAACCAACAUGGAUUCCAAAACGCUACGUGUGGCCGGUCAGAGCGCUGCAGAGGGGGCUGGUUCGCCUGCAGUAUCCCCUGGAGUCCCCCGAAAAGUCCGCCUCUUAGUGGUUGAGGAUCAUAUUAUAAACCAGAGGAUCAUUAAAAACAUGUUGGAAAAAGAAGGGGUUAAAUUUGAGCUAGUGUCGAAUGGCAAGGAGGCAUUAGAUGCGCUCGAACCGCCCAAUCAUGGGUUCGACAUCUUGUUGACCGAUUGUCAAACCCCUGUCAUGGAUGGCUUUGAAGCCACAAAGGCAAUCAGAACCAGAGAGCAGGCUGAAGGAAGACGAAGGAUGCCCAUCAUUGCGCUGACAGCACUCGCUCUCGCCUCUGACAAGGAGCGCUGCUUUGCCGCAGGAAUGGACGACUGCUUGAUCAAGCCUCUCAAGAAAGAAGCACUGCAGAAUAUGCUGGCCAAAUAUGGGCCCCAAUUAAGCACUCUUGUAGCCUCCAACAGCAAUCAUCCUGGGCCUAAGACCCCCAGAGCACCCGGCCAACCUGGCGGCCAACGUGGCAGCGCAUUUUCCUUCUCUUCUCGGGCGGGCGCGGCGGUUCCUGCAGGCGGUAGUGCCCCUAGUCCUGCUGCAGCAAAACCCAGGCAAAUGAAGGUGCUCAUUGUGGAAGAUCACCUGGUGAAUCAAAAGAUCCUCAAGAACAUGUGUGAAAAGGAAGGAAUCCUUUUCGGCAUCGUUAACAAUGGGAAGGAGGCAGUUGAUGCCGUGGAGCCUGUCGAUCAUGGUUACGAUUUGAUUCUCACAGACUGUCAAACACCUAUCAUGGACGGGUUUGAGGCAACGAUGGUCAUCAGAGAACGGGAGAAAGCGGAGGGAAGACGCCGUCUGCCCAUCAUAGCAGUUACAGGGCUCGCACUUCAGUCAGAUCAGGAACGCUGCUUUGCAGCCGGGAUGGAUGACUUCUUGACUAAGCCAGUGAAGAAAGAAGCCCUGAAGAAAGUACUGAGUAAAUGGGGACCGAAAUUUAGCGACCUUCUUGCGGAAGCAGCACCAGAGUUGGCGGCUCAAACUGUCGCUGGAGCCAAGUCCAGCUAUGGUGCCCAGGUCGCUGGAGCCAAGUCCAGCUAUGGUGCCCAGUGUUACAAUGCAGCCCUGAUGGAGUUCUUCCUUUGCAGCAUCUUUGUGGCAGUGAGCAAUAACAUGCCACAAUAUGGUUCGAUCCUAGAGCCAGUGGAUCGCAGAGCGGAGACAGACGUUGCAAGCCGAUCCUUGGUUGAAGUUGGUUUCUUGCUAACCCAUCUAGUUGGGGCUGCGUUUCUAAUGGAAAAGUUUGUAAGGAAACAGUUCUACAUUCGGUGGGAACUCAAGACCUCAGAGAAGGCAACCGCGGUGGCUGAAAAUGCGCUCUUUGCAAAGGAUCUGAAGUCCUCCUUUGUUUCCAACCUCAGCCACGAAGUAAAACACCCAAUCAUCAGCAUCCUUGCAUGUGGGGAGCUGAUGAAGGGCACUCCCAUGAGUACGGAACAGAAAGACUAUGCUACCACAAUCCACGAGUCUGCUGUGCAGCUCUUUCAAGUAAUCGAGGAUGUGCUGCACUUCUCCGAACUCGAUGCAGGUACCUUCAAGCUCAACCCUCAGAUUUUCAAUCUGCUGGAAAUUGUGGAGGAAGUUGUCGCAGAGCAGGCGCCAUUGGGGUUGUCCAAAGGUUUAGCAGUCUCAAUCAUCUACAAAUUGUCAAGCUGCAUCUUCCUUGGUGAUCCUGGUGUUGUUCUCACCGUCCUGAAGCACUUGUUUGAGAAUACAGUGAAGGUCACACAGAAUGGUGAGGUCGGUAUUGUGGUGGAUAAACAUGACACCUGCAUGGAUGCUUGGAUUGUUAGGUUUGCAUGCUUUGACACUGGGCCCGGCAUCCCUGAAGAGAACCUGAAGUUUCUAUUCCAGGAGUUCACACAAGUGAGGGACAAGCUGAACCAAGUGAACAACGGACUGGGACUUGGGUUGGCUCUUGUGAAGGGGUUUGUGAACGUAAUGAAGGGAAGAGUGGGGGCGGUUACGAAUGACAUCAUUAAGCCUGGUAUGCCAACAGGAUCCGUGUUCUGGUUUGAGAUCCCUCUCAUGCCUAUACAUAAUCCAGCAGACAGGGGAAUAGGUGCAUUUGUCCCAGGGAUGGAUGAAGGGGGGCCCACGGACGAGAAACAGGACAGUGAACACACCAGUGCCAUAACCAAAGGGAUCAAGAUACUGAGAAAAGUUGCAUCAGACGGAUGCAUAAGUGUUCCUCUAGGUGUUGCAGACGAAGAAGGAAACAGAAAUGACAAAUUCAAAAUAAACGAUGACACAGAUGUUGUCGUUAACUCACCACUGUUCAUCAUUGGAAUUGCCAAGGCUCGGCUGAUUCGUACCAUGCUAAGAGUUUAUCUCUCAAAGUGGCCCAAUGCCACUGUGGCUAUUGCUGCCUCUCCACAACACCUGUUCAGCACUGAGUUCUCUGGACCUGUAGGAGUUAUGAGUGACAAAAGAGAUGCCCACAGGGUUUGCUUUAUCAGUGAUAUCACAGAAAAGGAGGAGCUGGUUCAGUUGGAUACUUCAAAGCACAAGUCGUAUUCAAUGAUCAAACAACGCAAGUAUAGAAUCACCAAAGGUGCUUACUGGGUGUUGUUGCCACAAGAUCGACAGAUGACCGAUGGGAUCAGUAUAGACAAACUGGUUGAGAAAGACAUCUUUGCCAUCCUUUACAUGCCAAUCAGAGCACAACACUUGGCGUCUUGUAUGAAGGAUAUAUCUGAAGCUUCAAGCAAGCAUCUUAGAGUCGUGAUCGAUUCUUAUCCUCCUGCUCCCACAGGUCCUAUAAAGCCUGGUGAAGUAAUCAUAGAUAUCCCCGAGCCGCCCCGGGAUUUUGAAACAGUGAAAGAUUAUUCAGCAUUGGUCUUGGAGUACCAUAGCUCCAUGUUCAUUGGGAAAGAUUCAGAGAGACAAACAAUUCUGUCAUUCGAGGGUGCAUCUAAAGGGUUCAAAACCGUAGUGUUUCGUGAGGCAGAUGCUGUCGGGAUGGAGUUGCGUACAAACUUGGCCCCAUUACGUGAAGUCAGCCAGCAGACUGUACGGCAAAACUCGACGCGGAAUCAGGUGGUGAACGAAGAGGCAUUGAAGAAGAUCCUGUCCAUACGGCACGGAACUAUCCAUUUUGUGAACUUCCUGAAGUCAUUGGAUAUAGAUGAUGAGGUCAUCGAAAUCAGUGAUAAAAAGGUAGAGGGAGGGGAAGGCGAAAGGAGAAAAGGCUCCGUUCCACCACCCGGUAUGCAGGGAACUCCCUCUGGUCCCAAACUAGGGCCUGCUCAACAGCAGCAGCACCAGCAGCAGCAAAACACAAUACCUCUAGUACAGGCAUCCUCCACAGGGAGUGUAAGUACACACACCCAUCCACCCCCGUUACUCCAUUCCCCGACCUUCAAAUCAUCUUCCACUGCGGAAGCAAUUGUUGCUGGUGGUGCCACUGUUGAAGGUGGAUCGAUUUCACAUCCGACAUCGGGAACGUCACCACUCUCAUUGACUGCAGGGCCACCGAAAGAAUCAACUCAGGCAGAGAAUACCCCGUUGAUAAGUCAACCCCUCACUGUGAGUGAGGUGCAGGUAUCUCAUGCAUCUCCAUUUUCCACAGUACAACCAGAUGAUACGUUACAAAAGCCGACCAACGGAAACGAACAGCAACAGGAUCGGCCCGAGCAACAGGAUAAGCAACUGCAGCAGACUCAGAAGCCCCUAAAGCGUGGGAGAAGAAAGUUCUCGGGGAUGGGAAGCGUUAAUAGACAAGCAUUUGCCAUAAGCACUGUAUCUCUCAUCGAGAAUCUUCAAGGAUCACUAUCCUGGCGCCUUGGCGAUUCCCUAGAGCCUGUACGGGUAGUCAUAGUCAUGCUUGGCAUCCAGCUGGUUCUCUGGCCUUUCCUCAAGAGAGCCUUUGAAGAGGUGGUUGUGCAUAAGGUGAAUAUAAUUCUUUGCAGCUCAUGGCUUGGGGUUUGUCUUGCCCUGUGCAUCUACACCUUCAGCUCCCACUUUCAAGGACAAAUGGCAGCGCACCCAGUUCGAUGUGAGUGGGGGUUUGCCAUCUUGAUGGUGAUGACGUUGUGGGUUGUGAUUGUCUGCUCUUACAUCCAUCCUGGCUUGGCCUCGAUGAGCAUAGAAACAUGGCUAUUUGUGUUUGCCUUGACUCUCUAUGUGAACAUAUUUUGUCGGUUCAGUGUUGCGCUGGCUGCGUCUACGGCCAUUGCACUCAUGUACGAGGCCGUCAUAAUUAAUCAUCAUGCUAUUACCUACCUCGGAGACGUUGCACGCCCUCUGGUGCCAUCUGGGAUAGCUAGUCGGGAGGACAUCCGCAUCAUUGUCAUCACCUUUUUCACAUUUACGACGAUCGGCUCAUUGCUCACUACAUCUUACACUAUAGAUGCAACCACAUCCAGUGAGCAAAGCUUGACACUUGUGGUCAUGGCUGCUACCGAGGCCGCGAGAAGAGCAACUGAGGCUGAAGCUGCCAACCAAGCCACAACCCAGUUCAUUUCCAAUUUGAAUAUGGAGGUUCGUACACCUCUCGCAAGCAUUAUGGGCAUGAGCGAGCUUCUUCUUUCCUCGGAACCUCCUCUCAACAUCCUCCAGGAGGACUUGGUGUUCACAGUGCAGCAAGCCAGUGAGCAGUUAAACUCACUUGUAGAUAACGUCUUGGAUGUCAACAAGAUAGAUAACGGGUUCAUAAAGUUACAAGAAGAAGUCAUAAGCAUUCGAGAGCAGAUCGAGGAGCGAGUCCUCUCAAUGUGCCAUGUGGCGUAUAUGAAGAAACUGCGUGUCAUCAUGGACAUGCGAAUUCACCACGAGUUGUUUCUUGGUGACCCUCUUCGGUUGAGUCAGAUCAUGACGAAUGUUCUUUCCAAUGCCAUCAAUUUCACCAAUCAGGGAGAUAUCCUUAUCAAGGCAGAAGAGAUCCAGAGCAUGAACAACGACCCUACUACCCCCAUGCCGCCGGAUUCCGGCAGAGGAACCCGUCAGUUCAGCCUUAUCCGUGUGUCCUGCAAAGACACUGGCAUUGGCAUGUCCAAAGAGAACCUGGAAAAGGUAGUUAGCACCCUGAAUAAGGUUGAUGCAGAGUCCAUCUCGUUUGGCAAGCUCCGCCACAGAGGGACAGGAAUAGGGUUGACGAUCGUUAAGAGUCUGGUGUCGUUGAUGGGGGGCACUUGCGGCAUAACGAGCGAGCUUGAUGAAGGGACGACCUUCUGGUUCACCAUGCGUCUGCCAUACAUCAAGCCCACAGACCCAGAGGCUUCUAAUCCAAAGAACAACUCAAUCCUGAGCUUUAGAUGGAAGGCGUCCAUACCAAUCAAGCUACUUUUGAUAUCACCGUCACAAACUGAGUGUGACAUAAUCAAAUGCUAUGCCAUUCAGUGGGGGCACCAGUGCUCUGUGGAGAAGAAUGCCAGGCUGGGACUGCAGAAACUGACGGGGAAAAAACAAUCAACAUUUUCUUCCAACUUGCUAUUAGGACUUCAAACCUUGAAGAAAGAUAAUGCCCAAGGUCAAUCUGGUAGCGCCUUGUCCAAAGCUGGGCGUACGACAGAACUUCUGGCAUCGGAAAAUCGUGAUGCUCCCGAACACUUGCCAUUGAAGCUUAUAGUCUUGGAUGCAGAGGUUCUCUCACCCUCAGGACAAACAGAGGAUGAGAACAUGCUUCUGCACACUGCUAAUUCUCGAAACCUGAAAAUCAUUCUCCUUGUUCGUGCCGGCAUCAGCAUUCACCAAUGGCAGCAUUUCAAUGCCUUGCCAGUCAAAAAGCCAGUUGCAUUCGGUUCAUUCUUUUACGCUCUUGAGAGCAUCAUUGGGCUAUUGGAACAAACUCCUGACACCUCUGAAACAGUUGUGCCUCAUGCGGCGGCAUCUGCAUUUCCUCGACCUGACCCCUCUAAAGCACGAAAGGACAAAGCGGGCGUCCUUUCUCCUAGCUCUGCGGAUCCUGCGCUGCCUUCGUCAUCUCCUAAAGGGCGAAGAAAAGUACGACUUUUGGUUGUUGAGGACCAUGAUAUCAAUCAGAGGAUCAUGAAGAACAUGUUAGAGAGAGAAGGGGUUGAUUUUCAGUUGGUGGCCAAUGGGAAAGAGGCAGUAGAUGCACUAGAACCACCCACUCAUGGGUUCGACAUCUUGUUGACUGACUGUCAGACUCCUGUGAUGGAUGGUUUUGAGGCGACAAAAGUCAUCAGAGCCAGAGAAGAAGGCGAAGGAAGACCGAGGAUGCCGAUCAUUGCACUGACAGCACUUGCUCUCACUUCUGACAGGGAGCGAUGCUUUGCAGCGGGAAUGGAUGACUACUUGAUCAAGCCUCUCAAGAAGGAAGCACUUCAGAAUAUACUGGUGAGACAUGAUCCCCGAUUAAGAAACCUUGUAGCCUCAAGCAGAAAUGAUUCUGGGUCCAACACCCCCAGAGGGACCGUCCGACCAGGUGGCAAAAGUGGGAGCGCAUCUUCCUUCUCUACUCGGACAGCCGCUGCUGUUCCUGCGGGGGGUAGUACCCAUAGUCCUACUGCAACAAAACUUAGGCAAAUUAAGGUGCUUAUUGUGGAAGAUCACCUGGUGAAUCAAAAGAUCCUCAAGAACAUGUGUGAAAAGGAAGGAGUCCUUUUCGGCAUCGUUAACAAUGGGAAGGAGGCGUUUGAGGCCGUAGAGCCUGUCGAUCAUGGUUACGAUUUGAUUCUCACAGAUUGUCAAACACCUAUCAUGGACGGGUUUGAGGCAACAAUGGUCAUCAGAGAACGAGAGAAAGCGCAGGGAAGAUGCCGUCUACCCAUCAUAGCGGUUACAGGGCUUGCAAUGCGGUCUGACCACGAACGCUGCUUGGCAGCUGGAAUGGACGAUGUCUUGACCAAACCCGUGAAGAAAGAAGCCCUGCAAAGCGUUCUAAAUAAAUGGGGACCAAAAUUUAGUGACCUUCUCGCAGAACCACCACCAGGAUUGACUCAAGCUGCACCUGCAAGCCAACCAAGGCUGCACCUAUCGGACGUGCCUACGAUGCCUGCACAAACCAGCGAAGUCUUUGAUUGCGGUCUGUGAACUUUAGCUAGUGAGCCAUACAUUUCGCAUCGUUUUUGUAAAGCGGGGGUAGCUCUUCAGAUUAUUAUGCCUAUCUGAUUCCAUCGUUGUUACGACUCAUGAUCUAUUUACUAACAGUUACAUGUGUGUACCAUUCAGCCACAAGGGCUGCUUGGGUAAAAGUUCAUAGUGAUAUGAUAAGGGGCAGUCCCGAGUAAGUUAUGGCUAUGCCUCGGUUUUGAGAUUCAAUGCACGUUAUCUAUUGUCGGAUUCCACAAUCAGAUCCGCAACAUCCGGUUUCUGAACAAAGACCUAGAAAUUGU